Molecule: messenger RNA, 1944 nt
Organism: Aspergillus affinis
Lineage: Eukaryota; Fungi; Ascomycota; Eurotiomycetes; Eurotiales; Aspergillaceae
Gene: atg15
Product: triglyceride lipase ATG15
Exons: 2
Coding region: 1-1944 (647 amino acids)
Biological process (GO): macroautophagy; piecemeal microautophagy of the nucleus; neutral lipid catabolic process
Molecular function (GO): glycerophospholipase activity
Source: RefSeq, a predicted model, not a curated record
AUGGAACGCUCUCACAAGCGGAACAAAAAGCGUCUUCUACCAGGAAUAGGCCCCUUAAGUCUUCUUUUAUGUGUUACUCUCCUUUCAAGCCUCGCCACCGCCUCGCGGCCUGUAUACUUCGGGUCCCGAGACUCGUCCCCCUUCCUUGGUCCCCAGAUUCCGCUAGUAGGGAAGCAGCCUCCUCCGUCUGAAACACAUGAGUUUACUCUUCGUCACCUCUUCCACCGCGGCACGUAUGAACAGCCCGAUCUUCACAUGCGGCUAGACGUCAAGCCGGAUACUCACCUUUGGUCCGUUUCGGAAGAUGGGCUCGAGAAAGAGCCCGUUGAUAUCAAGUCCCCGUUACUUGCUACGUCCCAGCCGAUUACAAUCCAGCGCCUUGCCGAUCGUCGACCAAGGAUAAUCGAGGAACAUUUGAUGGCCGCGCGAUCUAGCGGAUCGGCAAGCGUCUUAUCCCCGUCGGCAUGGGUCAUGGAUACACUAGCCGGCCCCGAUGUCUCCAAGAAAAAGAACGUUCUCACCUUCGCCCAGAUGACUGCAAACGAUUAUAUUGAGGAACCCGGCAGUGAGGACUGGCAGGACGUUAAUGGCAGGUUCAAUUAUUCUUCAAGCUUCGGUUGGGGCAACGACGGCCUUAGGGGCCAUAUCUAUGCGGAUGAGUCAAACGGCACUAUUGUCAUCUCCUUGAAAGGGACAUCGCCAGCUCUCUUUGAUGGCGCAGGCACGACCACGAAUGACAAAGUAAACGACAAUCUGUUCUUCAGUUGCUGUUGCGGACAGGGUGGAUCGUACCUGUGGCGUCAAGUCUGUGACUGCCAGAAGUCUGCAUUUACGGCCAACUUGACCUGCAUCGUUGAAGCUAUGCAUGACGAAAAUCGCUACUACCGCGCUGCGCUGGACCUGUACGCCAACGUUACCGAGCUCUAUCCUGAGGCCAAAGUUUGGCUCACUGGUCACUCGCUGGGCGGUGCGAUGACCAGUCUUCUCGGACUGACAUACGGAUUACCUGUUGUCACUUUUGAAGCCGUCCCCGAAGCCCUACCGGCAGCUCGUCUGGGUCUUCCAAGCCCUCCGGGCCAUGAUCCGCGACUCCCUCAAUCGCGGCGGUUUACCGGAGCCUAUCAUUUUGGACAUACCGCAGACCCAAUAUACAUGGGAACGUGCAAUGGAGUGAGCUCCGUCUGUACGUGGGGCGGCUACGCUAUGGAGUCCGCGUGCCACACGGGCCAGAUGUGCGUCUACGAUACCGUAGGAGACAAAGGCUGGCGCGUUGGACUCGGAACGCAUCGGAUUAAAGCUGUCAUCUCCGAUGUCAUCAAAGUGUAUGAUGACGCUCCUCCCUGCGCGGCGGAGGAAGAGUGCUACGAUUGCGAGCUGUGGAAAUACUUUCGUAGUAACGGCUCCGAGACGACGACGAGUUCAACGACCUCCGCGACGAGCACUUCAACCACUUCGAGCACCUCGACGUGCAAAACUCCUGGAUGGUGGGGCUGCCUGGACGAAAGUACUACUACGACAGCGCCGAGCACCACCACGACCACUAGCUCGACGUCCACAUCAACCUGUAAGACUCCUGGUUGGUUUGGAUGCAAGGACAAGACUAGCGCCACCGAUGGUACUUCAUCUACUAUCACUACCACCGAAGCAUCGGCGUCAACAUCGACAUCGACGUGCAAAACCCCCGGGUGGCUCGGUUGCAAGGAUCAAGAAAGCACUACAGCUGCUGCACCUGCUCCUUCACUCACAUCUACCAUGCCAACUAAGACCCCGUCUAGUGAAUGCCAUACCCCGGGAUGGUUCGGCUGCCGGGAUGCCACCAGCUCGACGACGGCUCUUCAGACAUCUCCCCCUCGUCUCACGUCCACAUGCGAAACCCCGGGACUCUUCUGGGGCUGCUGGGACACAUCAGCUAUCAGUGCUCAUCCUAUCACAACGCCUCCGUGA